Messenger RNA from Tupaia belangeri chinensis (Chinese tree shrew), 6858 nucleotides. It is a transcript of the gene ADD2, whose product is annotated as adducin 2. The transcript is spliced from 16 exons. The record is from RefSeq and is a predicted model, not a curated record. Bases 382 to 2559 code for a protein of 725 amino acids. Lineage: Eukaryota; Metazoa; Chordata; Mammalia; Scandentia; Tupaiidae. Gene Ontology annotation, molecular function: actin filament binding. Gene Ontology annotation, biological process: barbed-end actin filament capping. Gene Ontology annotation, cellular component: cytoskeleton; plasma membrane; postsynaptic density.
AUGGAUUUCAUUCUGCCGGCGCAGCCGUGAGGGGCGAGCGGGAAGCCGAGCCUUUUGUCAAGGAGCCGCCGCUCUGCGCUCGGGCGUUCCCGCGACCCCGGGAGCUCUGACAGCGCCGGGGUGCAGGAUGAGGAGAAGGCGCAGCUCUGCAGAUUAGCUGGCUGGAUUUAUCUCGCGCGUCCCAAACCGCACAGAAACAAAACCCAGCCCGACCAGAGAUGGACACGACGCCGUGCAGGAGUCUCCUCUUGGAUGUUUGAGGCUGUGUAGAUGUGACCAGCGUUCUGAGACCGGAGCAGGGGUGCAGACCAAGCGCUGAGAGAAGGGAACCUCGGGCCUUCCUCCUGGGUCCCGGGAGUAGAUUGCACACCUGCUGGGAAAAUGAGUGAAGAGACGGUCCCCGAUGCUGCCUCCCCGCCGCCCCCCCAGGGGCAGCAUUACUUUGACCGCUUCUCCCAGGAGGACCCUGAGUACUUGCGGCUUCGCAACCGCGCAGCCGACCUGCGGCAGGACUUCAACCUCAUGGAGCAGAAGAAGCGCGUCACCAUGAUCCUGCAGAGCCCGUCUUUCAGGGAGGAGCUGGAAGGCCUCAUCCAGGAGCAGAUGAAGAAGGGGAACAACUCCUCCAACAUCUGGGCGUUGCGGCAGAUUGCAGACUUCAUGGCCAGCACCUCUCAUGCAGUCUUCCCAACAAAUUCCAUGAACUUCUCCAUGAUGACGCCCAUCAAUGACCUCCACACGGCUGAUUCGCUGAACCUGGCCAAGGGGGAGCGGCUCAUGCGGUGCAAGAUCAGCAGCGUCUACCGACUCCUGGACCUCUAUGGCUGGGCCCAGCUCAGCGACACCUACGUCACGUUGAGAGUCAGCAAGGAGCAGGACCACUUCCUGAUUAGCCCUAAGGGAGUCUCCUGCAGUGAAGUCACGGCAUCCAGCCUGAUCAAGGUGAACAUCCUGGGAGAGGUGGUGGAGAAGGGCAGCAGCUGCUUCCCAGUGGACACCACGGGCUUCUGCCUGCACUCAGCCAUCUACGCAGCCAGGCCCGACGUGCGGUGCAUCAUCCACCUGCACACGCCGGCCACAGCCGCGGUGUCAGCCAUGAAGUGGGGCCUUUUGCCCGUCUCCCACAAUGCCCUGCUGGUAGGGGACAUGGCCUAUUACGACUUCAAUGGGGAAAUGGAGCAGGAAGCUGAUCGGAUCAACCUGCAGAAGUGCCUUGGACCCACCUGCAAGAUCCUGGUGCUAAGAAACCAUGGAGUGGUUGCUCUAGGCGACACCGUAGAGGAGGCGUUUUAUAAGGUCUUCCACCUGCAGGCUGCGUGUGAGAUACAGGUGUCGGCUCUGUCCAGCGCAGGGGGAGUGGAGAACCUCAUCCUCCUGGAGCAGGAGAAGCACCGGCCCCACGAGGUGGGCUCUGUGCAGUGGGCUGGGAGCACCUUCGGGCCCAUGCAGAAGAGUCGGCUGGGGGAGCACGAGUUUGAGGCCCUCAUGAGGAUGCUGGACAACCUGGGUUACAGAACAGGCUACACAUACCGCCACCCCUUUGUUCAAGAGAAAACCAAACACAAGAGUGAGGUGGAGAUUCCAGCGACAGUGACAGCCUUCGUGUUUGAGGAGGACGGCGCCCCGGUCCCUGCCCUGAGACAGCAUGCCCAGAAGCAGCAGAAGGAGAAGACCCGCUGGCUCAACACACCCAACACCUAUCUGCGGGUCAAUGUGGCCGAUGAAGUCCAGAGGAGCAUGGGUAGCCCCCGGCCCAAGACCACAUGGAUGAAGGCCGAUGAGGUAGAAAAAUCCAGCAGCGGCAUGCCAAUCCGGAUCGAAAACCCAAACCAAUUUGUGCCUCUCUACACUGACCCCCAAGAAGUGCUGGACAUGAGGAACAAGAUUCGAGAACAAAACCGACAAGAUGUGAAGUCGGCGGGGCCUCAGUCCCAGCUCCUGGCGAGUGUUAUCUCUGAGAAGAGCCGAAGCCCGUCUACAGACAGCCAGCUGAUGUCCAAGGGCGAUGCAGAUACCAAAGAUGACUCAGAAGAGACAGUGCCCAACCCCUUCAGCCAACUCACUGACCAGGAGCUGGAGGAGUACAAGAAAGAGGUGGAGCGGAAGAAGCUGGAACUUGAUGUAGAAAAAGAAACCGCCCCAGAAGAGCCUGGCUCACCUGUGAAGUCUGCACCUGCUUCUCCAGCGCAGAGUCCAGCCAAGGAGGCAGAAACGAAGAGCCCGGUGGUGUCCCCUUCCAAGUCUUCAGAGGAAGGUGCUAAGAAGACAGAGACAAGCAAAGCCACCACAGAGCCUGAAACAACCCAGCCAGAAGGGGUGGUGGUCAACGGGCGGGAGGAGGAGCAGUCUGCAGAGGAGGCUCUCAGCAAAGGCGUGAGCCAGAUGACCACCAACGCCGACACGGAUGUCGACACCUCCAAGGACAAGACCGAGUCGGUCACCAGUGGCCCUAUGUCCCCAGAGGGUUCACCUUCCAAGUCUCCCUCAAAGAAGAAGAAGAAAUUCCGCACCCCCUCCUUCCUGAAAAAGAGCAAAAAGAAGGAGAAAGUGGAGUCCUGAUUCCCGGCACCCCCCGGGCUCCCAUCUGCAUCCUCUCUCUCCUCCCCUCCCCUUCUCCCAUCUCUGUCCUGGAAGCACAGGGCCAAGGAGGGAGAGAAUAGGACCCUGGAUCCCACUCGGAGGGGGAAUUAGAGAUCACCCAGCCACCCCUUCCUUUUACAAUUGCCCCAGAGAAAUCGGGUGACUUGCCCAAGUUCACACAGCUAGUUAGCAGCAGAGCCUGCGCUGGAGUCCAGGCCCCCGUCUCCCAGUCCAGCGCUCUCCACUACACAACACUGCCUAGUUGUGGGCCGCCUUGACCAGGGCAUUGCCCACCAAUCUGAGCCCAGGAGGAAGGUCACUAAUGGGCUGUGAGCUCUCACAGGCUCAGACGAAAUCAGACUGGUGGAGGCUUCCCUGCCCCCUGAGGAAGGUCCAUUGUUCGCAGGAACCCGAUCUCCUGCUGAUGGAGCUAUCUCUGCUCUUAGGUCCCUGCCCUGCUGUUCAGAGUAACCAGAUGAAUUGACCUAUCCCUCCAACAGAAGUUAAUCUUUGUUCCCAAGGGCUGAUGGCUUAGCUUGUAUUUCCCCAAACACCAACCCUGAGCUUUCUUCAUGGAACCUCUAGAGUGAUGGGCGGAAGAGUUGUGAGAGUCGGCAGCCAUGAGGGCGAGCCAAGUAAGCCUGAGCCUCGGAGAUAGUUUAAUCAAUGUAAGAAGCCAGGAACUUGCCUCAUGUGAGUUGUGUGUCUCAGGCGCUUCAAAAUCGAAACCAAAUCCAGCAUGUCUCCUGCACAGGGCAGAAAUGGGAAAUGUAUUCAAUCCUCUGUUGGCUUUGGGUUGUACAAAGAGGGUCAUAACAGCCCAGGGAAUGCUAUGCCUUUGCAUGACACCCAGAGCCAUGUGGCUGCACCUGUCUCACUCCUGUCGAGCAGUCAGGGGUCCCUGACCUUCCCUCCAACCCAGGAGCACUGGCUCACACACGAGAACUGGCAUCUUAUUCUUGGCACCUUGACUCUGUCUCCUGUGGGGUUCCAACUCUGAGUCACUCUGGGUCUAGCUGAGGAGAGUCAGAGAUGAGCCUUUCAGCAUGAAUCCUCUUAGACCAACUCUCAGAGAAAUGCUUGGGUGUCCCCAACCCAGUCACUGUCCAUCCUGGGGCCUGGUAAUAGUCACAGCUAUCAUUUUAAAUGUCCAUGCUAUCUUUUCAUAUUUCGUGGGGGUAUUAAUUACUGAGCGUUCUUGCCACCUAACAAUUAGACAAUCUAAUCACUUUAAAGUACAGUGUCUUCAAAGGAUAUUUUUCCCUUUUGUCCUGAUUAUUGCAAGAAUAUUUUUGAAAGUUUUCUACGGUAGUUUUCCAUUUUUGAGCACUUACUAUCUAUAGACACUGUGCAAACUUCACAUAUAUCAUGUCCUUUAGCACUCACAGUGAUCCUGUGAGGUGGGGUAUGAUCAUUCCUGUUUUAUAAGUGAGGAAACUAAACCCACAAAACGAUAAUCAACUCGACCUGGGUGACUUGACUAGAAAGGCUCAGAGUCUGGAUUUGAACCCAGGUCAGUCUGAGUCCAGAGUCCUUGCUCUUAACAGUUAUGGUGAAAUGGACAACCUUAAGCUCCCAGCGUGGUUGUUGUAGUCCAGAACCCAUUUCUGAGACUGGUCUCCACCUGGAAGGAGAGAACUGCGCUCACCCUCAGUGGUGUGCGUUAAGUUACUGGCUAACCUGGACAGCUGGUGUGAACCACUGAGGAAGAAGAGACACGAGCCUUCUGGUUAGGGUGGGAAUGACCCUCCCUUGUUGGCUAUUUCUUGAGAAGGGAGGAAACUGAUGUAUGACCCAGCAAAACCCAUGCUGUGACUCUCUGCGGCGGGUUCCUGAUUGCCAUCCUGGGCCCCUCUCUCUGUUCUGCUUCCUCACUGGGUCGAAUCUUAUGAAGGACAACCCAGUGGUCAGGGUCAGGGAUGCCUCAGAAAAAUCUGUCAUGGAAAAUGCCUUUGAAAGCCAGUCUUGCACGGCCUUCACAUUGAAUUCACUCAUGUUUUCACAGUAUUUGUCAAGCAUCCUCUAAGUGUCAGGCGUUAUGCCGACUUGAAAAAGGAAGCAAUCCUUGUGACUAGAACAGUAAGUGGAGACAAUGUGGAGAGAAGCUGGGAGCGGCCGUGCCCUCCGUGCGGCGUUUGGUGAGUGAGUGGUUGUGGUUUGGAGGUGGUGUUGACGGCUGCUGCUUUCAGCACAUUCUCGUCAUUGCCUUCACAGCUGGAAGGUCUCCAUCAGGUGACAGCAUUGAAGCUUUGCUAGAGCAUUGUCCUUGGAAUUUAGGCCAUGGGUCCAUCCCGUGCUUAUCCGCUUGUUUAUUCUUCGUGCAUUCAAAACCAUGCACUGAGCUUGGGUCAUGGGCCAGGCAUGAGGGUAGGCCACGGUUCCUGCUGCCAAGCAGUUCAUGAGCUAGGCAGUGGGUAGACAAGUGACCAAGCAGGCCGGGGCGCAGAGGCGGUAGAAGGAAGCAACCAUCUUAUGCCACCUCUUAGGGGCCAGAGAAACCUUUCUGAAAGGAGCACUGGCUCAGUUAGGCUUUCAAAACAAAGAGGCAUUUUCCAGGAGAACAAAAGAGUUGGCAGGCUUUCCCGAUGAGAGAAGAAACGGUGCAAAGGCAUGGAAGCCUGAAACCCCAAGGCGUGUCCCACUGAGCAAGGUGGGAUUGCGGAGCAGGAAGUGGGAGGCAGCAGGUGGUUCACUUCACAGGUAGGCGGGACCGCUUUGUAGGGAGACUCGUGGAAAGGGGAGUGGAAUAGACUUGGUCACAUAAGGCAUGUGAAGCCACUAAGCGUUCUUGGGCAGGGGAGGGUCAUAAUAAGAUCUGUAUUUUAGAAAAAUCCCUUUGGUGGCUGAGUGGAGAAAGGACUGGCAAGGAAUGGGCUGGAGGCCUGGGUGAUAAGAGGAGGCCUUUCUGGAAGGUCAGUGCUCAAACCUGCCUGAUGGUCCAUCUUAAAUGAAACCUUCCUCUGGAGCAAAUAGUUUCCAGCACAGCUUUCAUGUUUAUAAAGGUCUUUGGACAAAGCAUUUAAGGGAGAUUUUCGACAAGAAGGGGGACAUGGUCAAAGAGUUAAUGCUUAUUCCCAGCUUCGGAUUCAGUUCUGUCUCAGUGUAGAACCAGGAGGCUGUCGGGCAAUCUGCCGCUCUGUGGACGUGGCGUGCUUAGCUCCAGGCUUGAGGAUGUGCCCGAAUGUCGCAGAAGCAGACGUGUGGUCCAAGCAGAGCGACGGGCUUUUAGGGUAAGAGGAAGGGCAUUUUCUUUGGUUCUGGACACGUGUUGGCUGAAAGCUUAGACUAGUAUCUAACCAGAGGAAACAUAUAUUUGAAUGCUCAAGGCUCAUAGCAGGUUCAUUUCUAGUUGAGCCACGGUGCUUCGAUUCGCCACAGAAAAGGUGUGAGAAAAUUUGAACCAAUCUUCUGCACCACGGCUGGCGGGGCUGGGAAGUGGAGAGGCUUUUUAGGCUGUUCCCAUGGGAUGCAGACAGGAGUAGGGGAGGGAAGGCAGAGGGAUCGAUGGCUGCAGAGAGACAAGCUUGAUUCCAACUCUGCACUGGUAGCUGGCACCCAGUAGCAUGUGAGAGAACCAUUGAACCACGUGGCCUUCCAGCAAAAAAGCGCUGCCUAGAGACACUCCCAGUCCAGGUCUGGGCUCUACACGAACUUCCUGGCCUGCAAGUGACUCAGGAAACUGUCUCGCCCUGGCCAGGUUAUGCACGCAAGGCUGACUCCCCGUCAGCACUCUCACCGGAGCGACGGUCUUCCUCAGUGGGCAGAUCAGCUCUUUCUGAAGGACUAGGUGAAGAGUAGUAGGUUCUCAUCCUAAGAACCCACUGAGAGGCGUCGCCAGGGCUGCGACUUUAUGCAGACUGAGCCUAAUCCCGCCCCCGUGUCACUCACCGUGAUUGACGAGAUGGGCAUCCGGAGGCUCUGUUGCUUGGUGCCGCCAUGCGGACGGAGGGCUACCUCUGCUCUCAGUAACGUGAGAGAAAGGCUGUGAUCCCCUUCUUGAGUUGCAGAGGAUUUGAGAGAACCAUUUGCCCAAUGGCACAAUUCACUUCCAAAAGUUUAAAAGGUCAAAAAAAGUUCGAACUGUUCCACGAAGGUAUGCAGAGAUAAACACGUAGUUUACUGUAGGCCUGUUUUCCAUGGUUUUUUCCUAAGUGCAACCCCUUUAUUAUUUAUUUAUUUAUUUGUUUAUUUAUUAGAGAUUUUUUGCUAUCGGUCACAUGUGCUCACUAGAGAGACAAAAAGUGAGAAAUCACUCCCCAGGGAGGAUGGCCACACUGC